GUCACAUCGGGUGAAAGUUCAACUGUUUGAGAGGGCUGUGUGUGGAGCUUGGUGUGUGAGGCUCCUCUGCAUAUCCAGGCUUUACCUAGGAGCUGACUGAAAUACCAAGUGUAACUACAUAAAGCACCUUUGCUAUGGUGUCCAUACCGGCGCAGUGGUUGCCCCACUGGGAGACCGGUUACCUGCGGACCGCCUGCCUGACCGUGCUGGUUGCCGUGGCCGUUCAGCUGGUGUUCAGGUUCCUCCGUGCGUUGCUAUGGAAACGGUACAUUCAGAAAGUUCUGGCACCAUUCCCAGGACAACCUGCACACUGGCUGUUUGGUCAUAUGAGAGAGGUCCGGCCGGAUGAAACCGGUUUCACCAUCGUGCCACAGUGGGCAGCGAAGUUCAAGUUUGCCUUCCCGCUCUGGAUCGGGCCGUUCCGCGUGGUUCUCAGCCUCGUACAUCCCGACUACAUCAAGGAGAUCGUCAACUCACCAGAACCAAAGGACAGGGUGUCAUAUGCCUGGCUGAAACCAUGGAUAGGUGACGGGUUGUUGGUCAGCGAGGGACAGAAAUGGUUUCGCAACCGGCGCCUCCUCACGCCGGGGUUUCACUUCGACGUGCUGAAGCCUUACGUCAAGGUCUUCUCUGAAUGUACCAACAUCAUGCUGGACAGGUGGGCAGACCUGGCACCUGGUACACCUGUGGAGAUGUUCCACUACGCCAGCGCCAUGACGCUGGACAGCCUGAUGCGAUGUGCGCUCAGCGUGCGCUCGGACUGCCAGCGGGACAGCGACGGGAGUCCGUACAUCCGCGCCGUGUACGACCUGACGAAGUGCGUGGUGGAGCGAGGUCGCUUCCCGCCGUUUCACAUUCCCCUCAUCUUCCACCUCAGUCCAACUGGCUUUAGGUUUCGAAAAGCGUGUAAGACUGCUCAUGACUUCUCUGAUGAAGUCAUCAGAAAGAGGCGGGCAGAGCUCCAACAGCAAGGCUGUCAUCAGAAUGACACAGCGAACAGCUCGGAAGAUGGGGGCAAGAAACGAUACCUGGACUUCUUGGACAUACUGCUACAAGCUAGGGAUGAAGACGGAAAGGGUUUGUCGGAGCGAGAGAUCCGUGACGAGGUGGACACCUUUAUGUUCGAGGGCCACGACACCACGGCGAGCGGUGUGUCCUGGAUCCUCUACAACCUGGCCAAACACCCGGCCUGCCAGGACAGGUGUCGCGCAGAGGUGGACGCAGUGCUGCAGGGGAGGGCAGAGGUCAAAUGGGAGGACCUGUCCAAGCUGCCCUACACCACCAUGUGUAUUAAGGAGAGUCUGCGGAUGCACUCCCCUGUCCCGGGGGUCACACGACUCACCACACAGCCACACACCUUUCCUGAUGGGAGAAGCAUCCCCGCAGGUCAGCACAUGUUAUAUUAA
This is a messenger RNA of Branchiostoma floridae (Florida lancelet), 1406 nucleotides long. RefSeq names its product cytochrome P450 4F3-like. The record is from RefSeq and is a predicted model, not a curated record. The coding region runs from base 135 to 1406 and encodes 423 amino acids. Gene Ontology annotation, molecular function: iron ion binding; oxidoreductase activity, acting on paired donors, with incorporation or reduction of molecular oxygen; heme binding. NCBI's taxonomy places the organism in Eukaryota, Metazoa, Chordata, Leptocardii, Amphioxiformes, Branchiostomatidae. The transcript is spliced from 9 exons.